CAUUGCGGAAUUUAUUUUUUUAAAAGUCCGGGGAAAUAGAUGAUAACAGCAUUACAUAACAAUCCACAGAAACCGGACUUCUUUACUUUAAAACUAUUUUCUUUCGGAUAGACGUGUCCAAAUUGAGAUCCCAUCAGCUUCGCUUCUUUUCUAUUUCUAGGAUUUCCAGAAUAAUGGAUAUGGGGGGGGAGGCUCCUUGUGCUCCGUUUUCUGGAUAGGAACUGAAGGCAUGGGACUUUGUUUCCCUUGUUUGGAGGGUUGCUUAAGUUGCUGCACAAAGCGGAAAUACGUGAUCGUUGAGGAAAGGGCAGAGAGGAUAUUCUGCAAAUUUAUCCCAGAAUUAACGGAAACUCGAAAAAAAACCAGGCAAGAAAAAUAAUUGUCCAUUAAAACGCUUGGAGUCUAGCUCGACUGGAAAGAAACUUGGAUACAACAAUGCAUCUCAGGAUUAAUUUCAGUUCAUAAGCUCAGAAGUAUGAAAUAUCUACCUCCUUCCCCCAGUUUUUUCCAUUAACGUUCAUCUAAAGAAAACAUGAAAAAGUUAAAACUUAAAGAACUUGAGAGUUGUUUGCAGCAAGUUGAUGUCUUUGAGAAUCCAAAACUCCUGCUUGAACAAUAUCCGACACGGCCACAUAUUGCAGCAUGUAUGCUUUAUACAAUUCAUAAUACAUUUGAUGAUAUUGAAAACAAGAUUGUGGCAGACCUUGGAUGUGGUUGUGGCAUACUGAGCAUUGGAAGUGCCAUGUUGGGAGCAGGGUUAUGUAUAGGAUUUGAUAUAGAUGCCAAUGCGCUGGAGGUAUUUAACAGGAAUACUGAAGAAUUUGACCUCACAAAUGUUGACAUGGUUCAGUGCAACGUAUGUUCUUUGCUUGACAAAAUAUCCAAAACAUUUGAUACAGUUAUUAUGAAUCCUCCUUUUGGAACUAAGCACAAUAAAGGCAUGGAUAUGGCUUUUCUGAAGACAGCUGUACAAAUGGCAAGAAUAGCUGUGUAUUCCUUGCAUAAAACAUCAACUCGACAACAUAUUCAGAAAAAAGCAGAUGAAUGGAAUAUAGGGAUGGAAGUUUUAGCAGAACUGAAAUAUGAUCUACCAGCAUCAUAUAAAUUCCACAAGAAAAAAUCAGUAGACAUCAAAGUAGAUUUUAUCAGAUUCUCUUGUGAGAAAAAAAAGAUGGAUGGAGGAAUGACUUAAAACUAUAUUAAAAUAAUAAAAAUAGCAUUAAAUGGUUUUUGCAGUUUUA
Crotalus tigris (Tiger rattlesnake) is the source of this 1241-nucleotide messenger RNA. It is a transcript of the gene METTL5, whose product is annotated as methyltransferase like 5. Gene Ontology annotation, molecular function: nucleic acid binding; rRNA (adenine-N6-)-methyltransferase activity. The record is from RefSeq and is a predicted model, not a curated record. The transcript is spliced from 9 exons. Lineage: Eukaryota; Metazoa; Chordata; Lepidosauria; Squamata; Viperidae. Bases 533 to 1192 code for a protein of 219 amino acids. Gene Ontology annotation, biological process: rRNA methylation.